AUGGGCGCGCGCAUCCGGGCGCUGCUGCUGGCGCAGCUGUUGCCUGUGCCACUCCUCCCAAGCAGACAGCAGAGGAGAGGCUCAGGGUGCCGUGUUUCUCUGUCCCCUCGCCCCCGGGCAGUGCUGCCAGCCCCCUACAUCCUGCAGGAGGUGCAGGUCGGCAUUAUAAACACCACCAUGUGCAACUACCUGUACACACAGCCUGUGUUCCGCCACGACAUCUGGGGGGACAUGAUGUGUGCUGGCGACUCCCAGGGCGGCAAGGAUGCCUGCUUCGGUGACUCCGGCGGACCCUUGGCCUGCGAGAAGAGAGGGCUGUGGAUUCAGGUUGGAAUCGUGAGCUGGGGAUCGGGCUGUGGGAGGCCCAACCGGCCCGGCGUCUACACCAACGUCAGCAGGCACUUCGGCUGGAUCCGGACGCUGAUGGCCCGUGGGGGCACUCAGAGGCCAGAGCCCUCUCCGCUGCUCCUCCCCCUGCCUGUGCUCUGGGUCGCCUGGCUCCCGCAGCUGGCCUGAGCCCAAUAGACCCCUGCGAGCUGCGGCCAUCUGCUGAGCCAGCCCCGUCCCCCACCCUGUCCCUUUUCCAAUAAACACAUCAGCAUGUCGCA
Molecule: messenger RNA, 608 nt
Organism: Suricata suricatta (meerkat)
Lineage: Eukaryota; Metazoa; Chordata; Mammalia; Carnivora; Herpestidae
Product: testisin-like
Exons: 3
Coding region: 1-516 (171 amino acids)
Biological process (GO): proteolysis
Molecular function (GO): serine-type endopeptidase activity
Source: RefSeq, a predicted model, not a curated record